UUGACGUAGAAGGAGAACCCUGGCCCGUGGUGCCUUCACGUGCUGCACGUAAGCGUCUGCUUCGGAAUAUACCAUCAGUUUGUUUUAGGGUAUAUCAAUAUAUGGAAAAUAAUAAACUUGAUUAUGAUAAAUUCUUAAUUUUUGAGCUAGUGGUUAUGCACUGUGAUGUUGACGCCAUGGGGCAUAAUACAAUUACAAUCUUAUGUCUUAUUGCACGAAAAGGAAGAGGCACUUCUUUGAGGCAAUUUAUACAAGUGGUGCUGAAUGUGCAUAUGUAGGCUACUUUCAAUUAAACCAAAGAUAAAGACUCAUCUCUUAAGGUAGGAUGAUUUGCCUAUAGGGGAGAGUGGGGUAAGUUGAUCCACCCCCCAUUGCUUGGAAAUGGUAAAAGAUAUCGAUCAUGUGACCAAAUAUUGAGGAGAUGGGCAUCAAUUCAUGGAGUCUGUGAAGGUUAGAAGCACAAGAGUGAAGGGGUUUGACCAGUGGUUCUCAACUGGUCUCACUCUGGGACCCACAUUUUCCCAUGGUCAUUGAGUCGUGACCCAUUUUUAUAGAACUCAAACCAAGCAAGGUAAUUUUUGUUUUAAAAAAACCUCUAAAGACUCUAAUCUUUAACAUAAAUCCACUUGUUUUAUUGAGUUACAUGCAUUUCAGAGCACAUGAAGGGGACAACAUGAGGACGACAACUACUGAAUUAAUCAAAUAUCUAAUUAACAUGGCACUAACUUUUUACUUUUUUGACCAGCUGUUUGCGACCCAUCCAGGACGUGUCCGUGACCCACUUUUGGGUUGCAGACCCACCAGUUGAGAACCAUUGGGUUAGACAUUUAUUUCCAAAAAAAAAAAAAAAAACAUUUUUCACUCUUGAAAGUGAAUUUAGUCUGUUGUAGGUUUUAUUAGAAUUGUGUUCAGACAAAAAAAAGAUCAUUUUGAAUCUGUUUUAUACAUCAGUUGUGGCAUCUAUAAGCGACAACAUGAGGUCAGAAACCUAACAUAAAAGUCCACCAUUUUAGCUUAGAGGACUAAUAAAGUCAUAAUCGUAGAUCAGGGGUAAGUUGAGUCAGUGGUUCAAUGGAGAAAGUACAGAAUUAUGAUGAGAGAAUCAGAGUUUCAGUUCAGAUUGUUGAAAUGUGUUACUUUGGGUAGUAGGGAUACCACAAGUACGGUGGCCGAGAACUGCCACUGCUGCAAAUAAAAAAAGAAUGCCAAAAAAAAAAAAAAGUCACAACAGAAGUCACUGAUGCAAAAAAAAAAAAAGAAUCGGAAGCCCGCUGCGAAUAAAAAAAAGAAAAAGGGCAGUUUAAAAAAAGAAAGCCACAAUGGAAGUUAACAAUCCAAAAAAAUAUACUGAUGGGAAAAAAAAUUCACUUACUGCAAAAAUAAAAGGAUGCAAAUAAAAAGCCACAAUGGAAGUGAGCUGCCAGGGACCAAUAAUGACGAUGACGACGGUGAGAAGACGAGCAAAGACGUUAGUGGAAAGGUUAUUGUUUAAUUUCACUUCCUGUGCCUUUUAAUGUGUCAUUUGCUUAGGCCAUGUAGCACCUGAGUUGAAAUGAAGUUGAACUGAAGUUAAUACUACCCUGGUGUUUUCCAGUUUAACUGGAAACUUUGCGUCAUUACCUUCCACUUUUAUCUGCACCGCCUCUUUUUUUAUUUGCAGCAGGCUUCGGUUUCGUUUUUUUUACAUCAGUAACCUCCAUUGUUGCUUCUUUUUUUUUUUUUUAUUGCAUUCUUUUUUUAUUUGCGGCAGUGGCGGUUCUCGGCCACCGUACACAAGUAAUAUUGGCUCUUCACUACCUGAUAAUAAUGCAUAAUUUUAAAUUGUAUCAGUUUGGCUCAUUUUACUUUGUCAAGUUAAUGAACAACAGUGAGGAUUCAUUAGAAACAUAGCUUUUUUGGGGUACUAAUUUGUUCCCACUGGUCCCUGAACGUUUAAUUAAAACAUGUCUUGGGAUACUGUCCUCUGAUUGGCGGAGGGGGAAUUGUCAGGCUCAGUAUUGCAAUCUUUGAGCUGGAGAUUCGAGACCGGUGAGGAACAAUAAGUUUGGUAAAUGGAUACCUGUUAAGAGCAAAAGACGACGAAAAGCCCUGUGUGUAACUAACUUGGUAUUUUAAAACGGGACAUAAUCAUGCUUUAGCAUAAACUUCGCGUCGGUGCACGACCUUACUAGUCGGUGUUUAGCUGUCGCUUACGGUCGACUAUUGCUUCGGGAACUGCACGAAUACACGUUGGCUGGCUUUACCACCAGGUAAUAUUUCACGGCGUUCAAGCAUGUUGUGUUGUAUAAACUUAAAUUAACAAUUUCAAGAGAGUAAACCGUAAAAUAGUUAAAUUUGAGGUGGUCGAGUACAGUGACAGUGCUAUUUUUUUUCCACAAACCGUCGCUUUCGUUUCCAGUGCAGUCAGUCGUUUUUAAUGUACGGACCUACUUCAAAGUUGGACACUUAGGAUUAUAUUAUAUCAAUAAUUGCAAUGUUUUUAUUUAUAUUAGUGGAAGAUAUAAACUGUUUUAACGGGCUCGGGCAUUUUGUUCUUCUGUGUCCAACACUGCGAGUUAAAAUCAAGAUUUAAGAACUUCCGUUCUGUGACGCUAGAGGGCAGUAUGUGACAGAGAGGACAGCACAGACCCCCUCUUUUCCUGGUGAGGUGUAAGGAAGUCCGUGUUGCCAUGGAGAAAACUGCUGACACCGAAAGCUGCUUUAACAUCCGCCCGGCUAGCUCAGUCGGUAGAGCAUGAGACUCUUAAUCUCAGGGUCGUGGGUUCGAGCCCCACGUUGGGCGACACUUCCUUUUCUUUUUUGCACUAUAGUAGGCACUUGAUGGCUUCACAUAAUUAACAAAUGUAGACUUUGCUAAAGAAUAGACAUCAAUACCAUACAAUGAAAUAUGAUGAACUAUAUGCUUAUUGCAGUGAUGCCAGCCAGUAAACAAAGUAGUAUAACAAAAUACACCACCUUAGGCAUCCUUAUGGUUUCCAAUAGUAAACAUGAAGUACAACAGUUAAGAGUUUUCAGCAGAGGUGUUAUACCCUGUCUGUUACCUGUGAGGUUUUUUUUUUUUUAUUUAUAGAAAGCAUUAGAAAAGCUUCUCAGUUUAAUUCUGUGUCAUCAGAUGAUCUAAAUCAGAGGUGGGCAAACUGAGGCCCAGGGGCCACAUGCAGCCCGAUUAACGAUUUCAUCAGGCCCGCAGAGCCGUCACAAAAAAAGGAAGAGUACUUAAUGAGCCAAAUAUUGUAAGCUUGAUCUGUUACAAACAGUGCCCCUUGUCAGGCUUGCUAACAUGUCCUCUCAAGAAAGUGGGGCCAAAAUCCUUUAAAGGGUCAUCAACUGUCUCUGAUGGGGUAAUUUGCAACAGGCCCUUCAAAAUAUUUCCCCUAUCAUCAAGCACGAUUAUAAGUUAACCCCCAAUCUGCAUUUGUUUUUGUUUUUUUCGUGCACCACCUGGCCAGCCUGGCCUAUUGAUAUCUAAAACCCAAUGUGGCCCUUAAGACAAAAUAAUUGCCCACCCCUGCUCUAAAAGAUACUAAAGUUAAUCAACAAAUAAUUUGGGAUCAGUUAAAAAGGAUGAUUUUUGAUGUCUUUCAUCCUGGUCACGAGGUAGAAGAGAUUUAAAGGUUUGCUGGGUGUUAAGGUCCUGACACACCAAGGCCAACCCGAAUAUAGAACAAGAAAUUAUGAAAUAUUCAGAAGUUUGCCUCUGAUUGGCUAGAAAAGCAGGAAACGUCAUCACAAGCUCAAGCCAAAUGUUUAGCACUGAUAGCCAAUCAGAGGCGAUAAGAUAAGCGCAUGAAACAAUGGUAACAACCGUUAGCUUACGUUAGCACAGAUGAAAAUUAAAACAAAGACGUUUAGCAAACUGUUGGAUAUACCGGUGAAUCUGACGUCGCAACAACACGCUAUCUGAUUGGUCAGAAGUGGACGCACAGUAUGCGAAACUUAAGAAAAAUCGACCAUGAUUCAAAAAAAUAAAUGCCGCAAUAUCGCAGGACAGGAAAAUGUCGCUGAUGUGAACGCUUGUAUUGACAGGAUACAGGUUCGAAAAAAUAUAUAUUCGAAAUAAUCACAGGUAAAAAACAGUUGUGGUGUGAAAUUACCUUUAUAAGAUUUUCUUUUUCUUAACACUACUGAUUAAAAGACAUUAAAAAAAAGAUGGUGGUUAAUUUAGCUAGGUCCAACUUUAAUGGUUACAUUUCUACAGCAAAAUCAUGCAAGAAAAAUAAUCUGAUCACAUAAAAAUUACUGUAAAAUUUUCAUCCUUUUUAAAAAGGUAAUAUGGGUAUGUAUGGUUGUUAUUUACUAAAGUAACCACUCCCUGGGUUAUUUUAUAUUUAGUGUAUUUUGGGUACAACAGUACUGUUUGCUUUGUAAAAGUACAGCUUCCUCAAAAAUGUAGGAUUUUUUUUCCCCUUCUCUAGAACACACAAGUGGUUUGACUCCAGAUUUCCUCAUCGUGGUUCCCCUGUUUCUUUUUCUCUAUUCGCAGCGGUAAAUUAGGUGAGGAGCAACAGCCUCUCUUUUUUCUUGUAACAGCCAAGAGGGAGGGAGGAGUUUAAACAAAGGCCCUCUCCACAUAAAAAAUGGAGGCUUGUGCAGAGAAGCCAUGGUGUCCUGCUCCUCAGUCCACAAGCUGCCAUUUCUCCUUCUAAAGCCUCCAAAUACGAUCACCACUGCAGGAUUCUGUGACAGGGAGCUUCAACAUGAUGUUAUACAGGGUUUGUAUGUCAAAAACUCUUGGAUUAAUCAUGUAUUUUUAUGAUUUUUAGGCCUAGAUCUCAGCUUAUUUUUUCUUCCCCUCUCUCUGACACUCACAGUGCUGCCCCUGCCUGCACUGAACAAAGAUAAUUACUCAGGAAACAUUUCAGCCAAUCAGACGCGGCCUUGCAUCGUGGCUGUGAGGAAAGCGACCAGUCAGGAUCUGGCUAACAUCACCGGGGCCUGAUCGCCUUGCCUGAAGAGCGGAGCCUUCCCCGGCUGAGGGCUGAGAGUGUCCUCCAUGUUUUAUAAGUGUUGACAUAACAGUGUGUCAGGCAGCCAUGCAUCCACAGAGGUAAGCUCUGUCUUUUUUAUCUCAACUCUCUGAUAACAACAUGGAUUCCUUCUUGCUGUUGUGCUGACUGUUGGUUUCACAUGAUGAAUAUGCACACCUUAAAAUCAGUUUAUGUGCAUGAGCAGCAGGAGGAGGAGGAGGAGGAGUUGGGUGGAUUGGAGGCCUCGGCAGGCCUCUUUGCUCCAGUGUGCUGAAGAGGGGUGGGGGGUUGGGUAACGACUCUCACCCUUGCUCUCUCUCUGUGUCUCAGGGUCACAUGGGUGCCCCAGACAACCAAGCUGCCAUACAGGAGGCAGAGUGGACCAUGGCAAAUCCUUUUCCUUUUUUAUAAUGCAAAAGAGAGUUAGAGUUGAAAAUGGCACCCAUACUCCUCUCUGUUGUGGCAGUCUUGUAUUGCAGCCUGGCAGAGAAAGAAUGGGGGAUGGGCAAUGAAGGAGGAGGGGGUAUUAUGUACCCUUUGUAAGUGGAUUGGAUCUGUGCUGUUUUCUUGUGUGUCAUGCCAGGCCGGGAAGCAUACAUGAAAGGCAACAGAUGUGCUUGUUAGGAGGACAAGGAGCUCGGGGCAUACCUAGAUUCCAGUUUCAGUGUUAUUCUUUAACAUGAAUUAACCAGACACUGAAACUGUACCAUACCUCACAAAUUUAGAAAGGAUUGAGUUUCAAGACUCAAUGCCAGUCACGGGUUUAACCCAAAUGAAACAAAACGCUUGUGAAAGAGGAAUCCUGCACUCCUCCAAGCCUAAUCUUUAGGAGUAACAUGUAGAAACACAGGUUACCUCUGUUUACAGGCCCCGGGUUUACAGCCCCGCGCUCCGUCAGCUCUGCAGCACUGUUGCGACACUGCUUCCUCCAGUCCACUUUCUGAUCCUCACACAGGCAGUAGCCAUUUUGUGUUAAAAUGAGCUGUCCUUUCUCCAGGAAAACACGAGAACUCUCUUCAGCAACCAGUCAUCAGGACUAAAUAUGAGAUGGCACAUCGUGUUUUUUACAUGAAGUGUGUUUAUUUAGCUGAGGGAGUUAAACUCUUGUGUUUGCUUUCCAUCUGCCCUCUUUUUUUUUUUAACUGCACAUGCGUGUUUUUUACCGUUCCAGGCACAGGUUGGAGGACUUACAAGAAAUUUAUUAAAAUACAAGAUGAGUAAAGAAACUCUUUCUUGGUUAGAGUGCGGAUUGUAGUGUUAUAUCAUCUUUCUCAGUUUUAACAGUCACAACUGCGUGGGUGGGAGUAAAGAAUGUGUCAUUCUUUCAUGUCUUCUUGACAUGAGGCAUGUUUCACUUCAUCACAGCCAGCAAACAGGAACGUAACACAGUCAUGAGCUGCUCCUUAGUGCUUCUUUGACCAUGUGACGUACAUGCUUCACUGAUGGUUAAAAAUGUCAGCGUUACUUGGUGUCAUGGUGUAAGACAAGUUGCCCAGACUUCUCUCUUAGGAAACAUAGCCUAUGAAUCGGGCAGCCGGGGUGUGCAGAUAGUAAAAAAAACUCCCAGACAGCUUUGUCAAAUCUCUCUUGCUUCAUGCCAUCCUCGUGGUGUUGAAAUAUAAGAUAAACUAAAGGAAAAUAAACGGAGAGAAAUCUCUGCAUUGCAGCAAAAAUGUGUUUUAAGAGGAAGAGGGGAGCCUGCACACUGUGAUCCGUGUGGCACAGCUCAGCCGACCAAUAAUGUUCUACCCUGUUGGCCCUCUAGCCAAUUGCAGCUGCAGUUGAGGUAAAAGAUUGACAAUCGGAGGGAGAGCAGCAGGGAGAGCAAGGGCCUUCUGGAAAAUUCCACAGCCAUCUUUGAUUCGCCCUUUACAGCCUUAUAUAAAAACCAGGUCAAACCUUUCUUUUUUAUAAAUAUAUCUUUCGCAAAAUAGGUGUAUUACUCCAACAUUCAAACAUUGUUUGAUUAGCUCAGAGAGGUAGUGCAUAAACAGGUGUUGAAGUCAUUAAGUUAUGGUUAUAGAAUAGGAUUUAUAACUUCUAAAUGUGAUUCUGCUGUUUUUUACAUUCUAGGAACUGUAAAAACUGUCGGUAUGUAAUUCAGUAUUUGUUUGCAUGAGGUUGUCAGUAUUGCAAAAACUGAUGGCUCUGGCAAAACCUUAAAAUCAAAAACAACAGGGUAUUUUUUGAGUAGGUUUAUACAGAUAAAUGUUGAAAAAAUAACUUGUAAUCAAAUUUCCAGAUGUUCAUCUAUUCGGUGUGUAAAAAUCUGUCUUAUUCUUUUAGGACGGAGAAUAGCUUUUCCAGGAUAUGAGCGUGGCCUCACAGCAUUGGUCUCUCCUUCUUCAAAAUAACAUCUAAUUAUUCAGUGACAGCAGUAGUCACAGGGAAAGAGGAAAGCCAAAAUCCAGGACAUAAAAAAGAAUAACAAUAAAUAAAAAAAUAACCCAGAGAGAUUGUUACUUUCCCUGCUGCUGGAUUAUCUCGUGUCUCUCUCUCUUUUCUCUUAUAUCCACGAUUGACAAAAAAAAAGGUUUGUCUUGAUAAAGCUGUGUUUUUAAAAUUGUUGGAUUGUAAUCUCCUCAGAUCUCUGUGGUCCUCCUGCAUGGAUGUGCCAGUGCCUGAGUCUGAGCCUCGGAGUGGGGGAUGGGGGAGAGGGGGGAGGGGAGCAAGCUCUGGCCUCCAUUUUCUGUGACGAGAGAACCCUGCUCGUCUCUCACAGGAGUGGAAUCCAAAGGCAUUGAGUCAGUGUUGUUUCCUUUUUGUCCAUCAGGUACUACAUGCAGAGGGGAAUACUGUCAGUGUUUUCUUGUUGAACCCACGUCUCUCUGGAAUAUCUCCCAGAAUCUGAUGAGGAUUUAUUUGCCUAACUCUUCCUGUGUGAUGGAUCACAGCUCCUGAUCUGCCCUUUGGAUCAGCACACUCUUUUUCCUGCUGAUCAUCCAGUUGCCCGGUAGUUGCAGCAGUGUCUUACCAUCAGUAUUAAGCGUGUUUAUAACACAGGGUUGUUGCGAAUGCUGUGUCUUUUCUACUGCUGUGAUGCACGCAGCAAAGCAACUUGGCUAGCGUUUUCUUGUGUUCAUGUGGGCCUCGUUUGUUCUCUCAGUCCGGAACAGGAAGGCCCCGGAGGGGUUGGGGUGUGAGUGUGUGUGAGAGAGACUGUUGGCAGGCUGGAACAAGAUACCCAUAUGCCAUAUUUUAAAGAACUCUGUGUGACCUACGUUGUUUCUCAAACAACACAGGCUGAGAUGCAUAUUUUGUCUUUACUCUGGGUUCGGUGAAACCACCAAGAAUUAAGAAUAUCUUUAUGUUGAUAGCCUGGAUGGUUGUAAGCUACAGUUGAUUCAGUUAAAGUUUGGAUUUGGUAGGUUUUAAAGAAUCUUUGGUUUCUGUAAAACCUCUGAAUUGUCACGUAAACCUCAUGUUUGGCUUUGGUGUAGAAUCUGAUGUGCUCACAUCCAGUCUCUUUAGUCAUAUCUGAAUUACUAAACCACUCAGCAUACGCACGUAAAUCUGUCUUUGUCAAACAGAGAAGGGACAUUUGAUCAACAUGAUGUGGAAUGUCUUUCUGGGUGGGGAAGGAGGGGAAGAGAAGAGCAUUCUUUAACAUUCAGAAGAGAAGAAAAGGCUUAUCCCACAAAUGUGGUUGACCUUUGAGUUGUAGCCUGCAAACCCAUCGACCUAGCUGGAAACCAGAGCUGCAGGAAAAGCUAUGAACUGGUCAAGAGUGUGACCUGUCAGGGGUCUAUGGGAGGGUUUUUCUCCUGGGGGGCAGGAGAAUAAAGGCUACAUCCUUGGAAGCAGACCCUUCUGUGGCUCUGACAAAGGAGGGGCCAAACACUUAUCGCCAUAACCCUCUUUUUUUUUUUUUUUUCCCCCUCAGAGGAAAUGAGGUGAGAGGUAGCCUGGUGUGCUGGAAAUCCUUAUUUUCCUGUGCUGGGUACAUGUUUGAAGAUAAUUUAUUUUUGGGGUGUUUGUUGGCUGUGCUCUGACAGAUUUUUUCCUAAAACAUAGACAGUGACUCGUUUACAUGUCCGAAUAAGCUUAAAAUACAAGUUUUAACUUUGGAGUCCUGUAUCUAAUGUGAGGGUUGUAUGUACAGUAUAUAACAAUAAAGAAUGAUAAAUCCUGGAGGGAUGGUGCAGGAAUGUGUUGCCAAAGCUACAGCUGGAAAAUGGUUUGUGCUCUUGUACAGUUUGUUAAAAUGUGUAUGCCAUGAAAAGAAGAUACUCGUUUGGUCAACCCUGUUAUUGGUCUUAAAGAAUGUACCCAAAUCCUUCGAGGCAACCCUGUUGUCACUGAGGGAGCUUGAGAGGCUGUAGAUACACAUACUGUUAAUCGCCUUGAGACACUGUCCCUCCAGUGAAACGGAGUACUGUGAAACCACUCUCCAUUUGUCAGGGUCAAAGCACAGGAAAGAUCAGAGCCUAGCCAGGCUUCACUCUGAAGGACGAAGGUUCGAGGUAUUGUCAGCUAAAUUACCCUUUGUGUUGUUCUGAAUAUCAACUUGUGCUUUGCGGGAAAGAGGAGCGUUGCCAUGGUGAUUUGUUACCAUUCUCAUUCUCAACAAAUAAAGAGAAUAUUCAGAGUUGUUUUUUUGUCACUGAUAAUAUGGAGAGGAUUUGAACUUGGUACCCUCGAUGUCAGAGAUGUGCUGAAAUCAAGUGAAAACAACAACAAUGGAAACCUGCAGUGUCCCUAUUGACAGAUCCUAUGGGACCCUGGUGCCUUAGGUGGUGUUCCACUUGUUUACUGUUAUGCUGAUGUGGUUUCUGAACAGCCUUUUCUGACUUUGUGUUUGCCUCUCCUUCUUCUGUGUUCCUGUGUGCUUGUUCCGUGCUCUGCAGUCUGGCUGAGGAGGAGGUAAAGACAGAGUCUGAUGUGGUAGAGGGGAUGGAUGCAUCUGCACGAUCCAAAGGUAAGUCUUUCAGGCCGAGCAGCUCACAUUAGGACUCAAACAUCUCGGCUGUGCUCGUUUCAGAGAACGAAGGGGUUAUUUACUGCGAGUUACGAGUGCAGUGUGAUGCAUUUUGUUUGCCUCUCAGGAUCAGAGAGUUAAUCCAUCAUUCCCGGCUGUCUACUUGUUUAGAAUCUGUGUCAAGUGUUAACACAGAGUCUGGUUUGUUUGGAGGGAGCCCUGAAGCUAUUGCUACUGCUAAAGUGAUUGUUAGAUAUCCAUAGGUGGCAUCUUCAGUAAUUGUUCCUCAGAUCAAUUGUAAUUGCUGUCAGCAGAUUUCAGUGAUUUCUUGAUGAGAAAAUUUAUGAAGCAGAACGCAGCAUCUGGCAAUCAAACCAGUUAAGCUAAAACUGAUUGCUUGAUUUUAUAACAGUUGGUUUCAGAAAUUUGACGGCAGGAGAGCUAUUAUUAUUUUCAUUCUUUUGGCUAUUUUAAGAAGAGCUUGUAACCUCUCUUUUCUAGUCUUCAUGAGCGUCAUUAAUGUGUUGGUUGUUGGGACAAAGAAGAAUGCAACUCCAUCUUUUAUCAUCUGAUUUUCUUUGCAUCCAGUUCCUGAUCCGGCGGGGUCAGCCGAACGACCGGGUGCAGCACAGAAGAGAAAGGUUUCAAGUCCCACCCAUUCCUCAAAUGGACACUCUCCCUCAGACACCUCCCCCAGCCCUAUCAAGAAAAAGAAGAAACCCGGGGCCAUCAACAGCAACAGCAAAGACCAGGUAAGGGCUCAGGGAUACUCAUCCCAACAUCUGGUCUGUUUUCGAAGGCAGGAAGACAGGAAGUCUGUCCUUGCACCCCAUAUAGUGGAGUGAGUAAAAGCAAUAGGACAAAGAACGACACAGACAACAUGAGCAAUGUGUUUAAUCCAAAGAGCAGCAGGUGGAUAGUGAGUAAGAGUGAUUAUCCACAAAAGACCCCUUCAAAGAGCCUGCUGAGAGCUAGAUGGAGAAAGAGCGAAAAGGAUGUGUGCAAAAUCAGGAGAGAGAAAAAAGAGAGGGAAAAUUUGUCAGAGAGAGGAUUUUGGUCCGAAGUAUGAAACUCUGGAUGAAGGUUUUAUAAACUGUCACAAAAUCCAGCUGACUGGGGUUUGCUGAGUAGGUUAUAGGACUUGUUGCCUACCCUAAGGUAUGGUUGAAGUCAAAGAUAGGGUCACAAGUUUGCCUUCAAAGUAAGGGUGUUCAUUUUUAAAGUUGAAACCACACACUGCCUGAUUGAGGUUUCGGUCUUCUAGUGUAGGGUGAAAACAGAAGUACUGACCGUAUGAACUGAGUCACAUUACCCAUUUAUAUUCUGACUGUAGUUUGCUGUUGGCUUACAGAUGGAUAAAUAUAGGUGUGUCUCGCAGUGACAGGAGAUAUGUCUUGUUAUGGGUGUCCUGUGAGGGUUGGCAGCAGUGCCACGAGUGCAUGGUUGCCUCUGUUUACAUUAUCACCUAGUUAACAUGGUACAUAUCUGCAUACUUGAAAUCUUUGCAUAUUUAACUGAUCAGUUUAGGUAAAUUUACAUUAUCAAAGUUGCUGGCUGGAUUAGUUUUGGUGGUGGGUGAUUCUUCUUUGAAUUUUUAGUUCAAGUUUUAGUUAAAUUUGCAUGAUGUUGAGAUACUAUUAUUUUUGUAGUGUGCUAACUGUUUGCUUUGUUUGGUUACAAAAAAAAAAAAAUGGUUUGAAUGUCAGAUAGGCUUCAUCUGAAUUUUACCAACAUUGAUGAAUUUAAAGUAUUGGAUGCCUUUUUAGAUCAGGAGAUUUAAUCAAUACUCUGAACCAUCCUGUUGACAUCUGCUAAUCAGUUUCUAUUGAUACACAAAUCUAGUAUCAGUUAAGUCAGCUAAUCAGUACAGUACCAGUAUGAAACUCUUCAGAAAGCAGCACUAUAGGCUGUGUGAACUCUCGGUGUAAGAUGAGCUAUCCAAUCAAAACAUAAAAGGAUCAGCAGUUUUCCUAGAGCUCACACCCUAAAACCAGUUGGUUGAGAUUGUUGAACUCCCAGUUUUAACAGUCACAUGAUUGAAUCUUUAGUUACUUUACUUACAGUAUGUGCUUUGAAAUGUUUCAUGUUUGGGUUAUAUCCUUUACCUCCCCUCUAUGCUGCUUAACCUGCUCCCCCUUCCCCUCACUGCUGCCCUGUUUUUGUUGCACUGCACCUUUUUUGUGUUCCUUGCGUGUGUUUUGAAACCUGCCCCCCUGUUUCUCUUGCCUGCAUUUCAGUCAGAGCUAAGACAUGGUCCCUUUUACUAUAUGAAGCAGCCAGCACUCACCACAGACCCUGUUGAUGUUGUACCGCAGGACGGCAGGAAUGACUUCUACUGCUGGUUGUGCCACCGCGAGGGCCAGGUGCUCUGCUGUGAGCUCUGCCCCAGGGUGUACCACGCCAAGUGCCUCAAACUACCAGCUGAGCCCGAGGGCGACUGGUUCUGUCCAGAGUGUGAGGUAUCCUGUUGUAGUCGUGUGUAUGUUUGUGGGUGUACACAACUGAUUGUGAAAAUAAGACACAAUCCUCCUUGCACAGUGGGCAACAAGGGAUGUCAGACCAUGUCAGGAAGUAGAGCAGGUCCAUUUUAUCAGGUGUUUUUUUUGCCUGUGACCAGUCCACAAGUCUUUGCUCUCCACAUGACACAUGGUCUGACACCCCUGAAACUAUAAAUUUGGGAGAUUUUAGAAGAUUGCUUUUCGUUCCUUUCUUUACUUUUAAGCGAAACUUUUUUUCACAGUAUUUUUACAAAAAUAUAUGUAAAAAUACGUGUGUGUGCGUACGUGCGUUUAAGUUCAAUCAACAACAGUAGAAGUCCUGAACUUUACAAAAGUUAGAUGUCAAAUUAUAAUCCGUGUUUAGCUUAUAUUUUGUGGUUAAAUGUAAAUCAAUGUCAUAAAUUCUUGAACAUUCAUUGCUGUUGUCGUUGCUGCAGAAAAUUACAGUCGCUGAAUGCAUCGAAACCCAGAGCAAGGCAAUGACGAUGCUAACAAUAGACCAACUGUCCUACUUGCUCAAAUUCGCACUUCAGAAGAUUAAACAGCCUGGGGUAAGAGAUUCCUAGAAUGCUUCUUCAGAUGAACUUUUAAAACUUGAAAAGAGUUUUGUUCAAUACGAAUGUCUUGAAAAUGAGACUUCCACACUUCUCUAAUGUGCUCUUUGCUUUUUGUUCCACGUAUUCGUCUAAUCUGGGCAGACUGAGCCUUUUCAGAAGCCGGUGUCCCUGGAACAGCACCCGGAUUAUGCAGAGUACAUUUUCCACCCCAUGGACCUGUCUACUUUAGAGAAGGUGACAUUUCUGCAUUAUUACACAUAAAAAUGGCAAAAAACGGAACGGACAGAGAAAAACAGAAACAAACUUUGACUAAAGGCAGAAGAGGAUGAAAUAUUUUGAUGAAUUCAAGAUUUGGAUCCUCUCAGAAACAUGAAGAUUUGUUCAGGGAAUCAAGCUGUACCAAACUUGACACCAUUUAUACAAUAAUUUGUUACAUUUGAAAUAAUUUAACAAGUAAAAUCUAAAUUUUAUUGGUAACUUCAAAUUACAAAUUUUAGUCCACAAUAAAAGAAUCAAUGUGAAACAUUAAAACAUACCAUUAAAUUCUCUGAAGUAAGACGGUAGAUUACUACUAGAUUACGGUAGAGAUUUUAUUUUACAGUUGAUGAUUAUCCGUGAUGUUUCUUUGUCUGAAUGUGUUACAUUUGUGUUUGAUAGAAUAUCAAAAAGAAAAUGUACGGCUGCACAGAGGCUUUUCUUGCGGAUAUGAAAUGGAUCUUGCACAACUGCAUAAUUUACAAUGGAGGUAAGCUACUUUCACUUUCACAAAACUUCCACAAAUCCAAUUUUCUCAAGAAGAAAAUUUUAACUUUGAUUCCAAUUUUCUUCCAGGUAACCACAAACUAACAGCCACAGCGAAGGUCAUUGUAAAAAUUUGCGAACAUGAGGUAAAAAAGAUUCAUUCACUCGUUUCGUGAAAUGAUUUACUAAAUGUGUCAAACAGAUGAAGUUAUGAUGUCUUUGUUAUUCAACUUGCUUUCUGCAGAUGAAUGAGAUUGAAGUGUGUCCAGAGUGCUACCUGUCUUCAUGCCAAAAGAGGGACAACUGGUUCUGUGAGCCAUGUGUAGGUCUUUGCAUAUCUUGAAAAUCAUAUUGAACCAGUGAUGGAAAAUUUUAGUUUGGAGGUUUGAGACAGCAUGUGGUUUUAUAGUGAUCAGAGCACAACUACACGCUUUGAGUAAUAACUCUUCCCUGUUCAUCUUCCCUCCCCUCGCAGCACAUGGAGGCGUUUUAUCAUAUUACAAAAUGAAACCGGUCUUCCUUCUUGAGUAAAUACAGACAUUACACAGGCCUGUCCCCGUUUUUUUAUACACCCACCUGAGAAUAAUCUGUGCCAUCACUGCGCCGUGUUAUUAUUACAAACUCUUCUCUUGCUCAGAAUGUCUAAAAUUAGGAAAUGAAAUGCAGAUAUUAAACACAGAUGAGACACAUCCUUGUGCACAUCUGGCUUUAGUGCAUCAACUAAACCUCCUUAUGACUGAAUGAAAUCAAAAUUGAAAGUAAUUACGCUUUAUGAACACUUUGGGAGAAUUGAGUGAUAUUUAGCAUUGAAAGGCUGAGAGUAUGUUCAUGUUUUAUACAGUCUAUGGUUCACUUACAGUUGAUCUGAGUAUAACACUCGUUGUAAACAAGUGUCUUUUUGUUUGGUUUGAUAGAGUCAACCCCAUCCUCUGGUGUGGGCCAAGUUAAAGGGCUUUCCUUUCUGGCCGGCUAAAGCACUUCGGGAUAAGGACGGGCAGGUAGACGCACGCUUCUUCGGGCAACAUGACAGGUGAGAUCAUCCCUAUUUUUGUAGCAUGUUCCCAUCUUUUUAUUCAUCAGUCAGGAGAAAGAAAAACAACAUAGCACUGACAUACCUCCUGUGUUUUUAUUCAGGGCCUGGGUCCCCAUCAACAACUGCUACCUCAUGUCCAAAGAGAUCCCUUUCUCAGUGAAAAAGACUAAAAGCAUUUUCAACAGUGCCAUGCAAGAGAUGGAGGUCUAUGUGGAAAACAUUCGCAAGAAAUUCGGGGUCUUUAACUAUGCACCCUUCCGCACUCCCUUCACACCCAACAACCAGCUGCAGAUGCUUGUGGACCCCUCCAACCCCGGCGCUGGGACAGUAAAGACGGAGAAACCGGAUAAACUCCGCUUCAACUUUGAUAUCACCGCCUCUCCCAAGAUGGUUCUUGGCAAAAGUUCAACUCCUAGUAGUAUGAGUCGGAGGGUCUCCAUGACAGACAUGCCUCGGUCUCCCAUGAGCACCAACUCCUCGGUUCACACAGGGUCUGAUGGGGAGCAAGAUAUGGAAAAGCCCAGCAGGAAUCCUGCCUACCACUACAGCACUGGAGAGGAAUCAAUGGACUGCACUGGUGAAUAAAUGUCAUUUUUUAUUUCAAACGUAACUCCUGAAUAGAUGCGUAUUGUAAAGACAGUUGGCUCUACACAAUGUUGUAGCGUGCUGCACAAGUUUCAUUAUUACCUGUUCGGAUUUACACCCACGCUGUGUAAAUAGCAAGAGAACUUGCACACAUGUUUACACCUGAGGGUGUGUUGAUCUUAAAACAAGGUGUGGUCAGGCACAAAGGUAACGAGUGUCUGUCUUGAGGAAGUAAAAAAGAAUUUGUCGUAGACAGACAUAGAACCUGGUCUGUGGUUCUUUCCUGCUAUUAGUGAGACAGUAAAAUGAACAAAAGAGUUCUCAACAUGCAUAACUUUGUCUAUAUGCAAAGACGCUUAGCUGUGUUUAGACUCGUAAUACAUUAUCUGCUGAUCUUCGGAUCCUGGAAAUAAAGUACACUAUCACUGCUAUCUUACAACACCUGUUUAACCUCAGCCCUGUGCAACCAGCAAUUACAGGGUGAGAGGUCAAUGGCCUUCACUAUUUGUUCUCUCAUUUACGUGCCAAAACUGACACACUUGCACACAAUGGAGCAAUGUUUUUCAACAGUCCUUCAACAUAACUCUAAAUGUCACUGACUGCUCUAUAUACAGCAGCAGAAACAGUCAUUCAGGACCUACCUCUCUUAAAUGUAGAUACUGUCUGUACUUCCUGUUUUUUAAUAUUUAAUGAAAUAGUACCUGGAGUGUAAAUGUUCACAUGAUUGUUAAUGUGGAAAGUCCCUGAUCAGUCAUGCUGUGCAGGGGGGGUCGUUUGAGUGGAUUUAACAUUAAUCCAUGCGCUGACGUGACUCAUAAAGUGGCGUGUGUUUAUUGAAAUGAAAGAGGAAGGCUGAAAUCUGCUGUGUAGAUAGCAGCAUACCUGUCUGUGGGCUCCUAGAAAGAGUAACAGCAGAGACACCAGCUCGUUGAUUCAUGUUAAAACACGUCUCUGAAUAAUUAAGGGGAUUUAAUAAAACCUCUUUAGACUUAGCUCCUUACUUAGUGCUCAGAUUGUGUUUCACUUCGAUAAAAAAAAACACCUUAUGAUUCACCUUGUGUCGCACUCUUUGGAUCAUGCACUUAGGAUGAUUCAAACACGACCCACGGUUAACAUUUUCAGACACAUGGGUGGUUAUUCUUUAAGUUCACAAGGUGCUGAAAAACACAGUGUUGUCUGUCGCUGCUGGAUGUGUAUAACUAGCAAGAAACCAAAAUACCAAAGAGACAAUAUGGAUGUGUAGCCAUGAUUAAUAUGAUAAGUUAUUUUACCUUACUACGUGGAAAUGAAGGAACUAAAUUUUACUGUUUCUAUUUUGUUGUGCCAGCCUCUCCUGUGUCAGGAAAGAUGGGUCCUGCAGGCAGCGUGACCAGCAGCCCAAAACCCUUUAACCCUGGACUGGUGCCAAAGCAGGAAAGGACCACCGCCACAGGUGGCAUUCUUAAUCUCAACCUAGGUCGGUACAUACAGCACAAACAUAGCGAAAUGAUGUCGUCAUAAAAGUCCUCAUAUCCUCCUUACCACUGCCAUCUUGCUGCUAUGCUUGAAUUAAACAUUUAAUUUGAUUUCAGAUCGAGUAAAGGCUGAGAUGGAUCUGAAGGAACUGAGUGAGACGGUGCAACAGCAACAACAACAGAAUCAGCAACAGCAGGGGUCUUCCUCUGCCCUCCCGACCCCAAAGAGGCCUAUCAGGAGCCUGGACAAAACAAUUGAGAGCUGCAAAGCACAGCUUGGUAUGCAGAACUUAUUUUAUUGGAAUCAUUUGAUUUCUAAGUGAACUGAUUUAAGCUCGAGUUAUCCUUUCAACUUGACCCCACUCUUUUAGAUGUCAUGAUAGUUUUACCUCAUUUGUUUUUAUUAGAUUUCACUCCAAACAUGUUCUAGCUGAAAUAUGUGCUACCAUGUUUUUGUCCAACUAAGACUGUGUUUCCUCAUACAGGGAUAGAUGAGAUUUCUGAAGACGUGUACAAAGGUGUGGAUCACAGUGACUCUGAGGACUCUGAGAAAUCGGACUCAAGUGACAGCGAAUAUCUGAGUGACGAGGACCACAAGCCAAAGAGCUCCACGCAGGAUGACAAAGACCGAACAGAGAGAAAAAGGCCAAAAGCAAGCACAGAGGGAGAGAGUAAGGAGGGGAUUACAGGGACAGCGGAUAAAGUCACCUCUGAACCCCAGCUCAAAGACAAACAGGCUAGUAAUGGCCCAGAUAAGGACCUCCAUGAGAAGCCCAGAACGCCCCAAAAUCACUCUGACAAACCCAAAGCCUCAGAGGAAGGGAGAGCAGCAGCAGCCUCUGCAUCAAUGACUGAGCAGGACUCUGAUUCUGAAAGGGAGCUGGUCAUUGAUCUGGGAGAUGAACAUGGGGGCCGUGACUCAAAGAGAGCAAGAAGAGAGGCAGGGGCUUCUGCUGCCAAAACCCCCAAAGAGUCAAAUGCAGUGAAGCUGGAAGGUAAGGUGUUUAACAUACUUUAACCACUUUCACCUCCGACUGAGGUCCUGAAAAAUAGAAGUCCAUCAAAAUACGUAACAAACAUUUUGCCUACUUUAUACUGUGUUCAUCAGAUCUUCUUAUACUCAGGUUUCUGACUGAGAUGAUUUUACCGUUAUGUAAAAGAACAUGCACCUCUUAUCAUCCGGACUUUUAAAAUAGUUAUAAGAGUAAUCUUAUGAGAAAUCAAAUUGCCAUAAAUAGGACGGAGUGAACAUUUACUGUUGUUCCAAAAUGCACUAUUUUUACUCAUUAACUGCAAAAAAGGACAAAUGACACUUUAGGAGAACGCAGAGGUGCUGGGAAUCCAUUUAACUUGGAGGUUGAGACUGAAAAUCAGUCAUGAAAUUAGGUUUUAAAGGAUCAGUGAAACACUUAAGGGUUUGCACUAUUUAAAAUGGUCAAUAGCUCUUCUUUUGCUGUUGUUGGUUGGAUUGAACUCAUCUUCCAGGGUCUGUCUAACUGAGUGAUCAAUGCAACGACGUCUUUAGUUAGUUUUAUUAAAUGUGUCGUUCGGACUCUAUAAACAUUUUUCAAGAAAAGCUCUAAUCUGCGGUUGUUUUGUGAAUAGAUACCUUUUUGUGAUUAAGAGAAAGAGACAAAAUCCUCAUUCCCAUAAAGCUUACUUAUCUUCUCACUCACUUAAAUGUCCCAACCAAAAAUAGUCAAUUUGUUUUCAUCAAAUGAUGCUUUUUUUAUCAUGAUCUUUGAGUGCUGCAGCCCUCCUUGUACCUGUUUUAUCCACGUCAUCGAUUAAACUAAACAAACUCAGUCCACAUUUUUCAAAACUCUUAAGUCUCCUCUGCCUCUGCACAUUUAUACAAAGUCUAUACAAAUUCAAAAAGCUGAAGUACUUCACAAAACAUCCAUUGCUUUAAAGAGUGCCAUAGAGAUCGUUUCCCACACAGUCUCCCCACUUGUCUGAACUUGUUCCUUUCAUUAUCCUCAGUGUGAUUGAACCAUUAAUAAGUGGGUCAGAGAUUCUAGUGUAUUAGUCACUGCAAAUAUGUCUGUGGGCCGCCAGCCUUGAGCAGAGAUCAGGUGCAAGCCUCAGCUGUGUAGAACUCUUAAUUUCCCACUUCAAAACACAUUUUUAUGACCUGCUGUUUUCACCUUCUUUUUGCAACUUUAAGUGAACUCACUGUGAACAUGUGAGGAUGUAUAAAACUAGGGGACCAGCAACAUAAAAAAGUCCAGAUGUCUCACUCUAAAGGAACUUUAUUCUUUUUUUUACUGUGCCUAGGUAAAGUGCCUUCAGCUGCCGCAGCAGUUACACCGUCACGAGAAGCUGCCUCUAACCUGAAAGACUCUUCACAACCUCCCAUCACAGCGGCCCUCAACCUUGUGUCCACUGCAGCUUCAGGCCAACCCACUGCCACCACAGCUUCGACCAAUGUUCCCUCUUCUGCAGCCACUUCCAUCUCCGCGACAUCCCCAGUUCCUGCAGCAGCGAAGAAACAGCGCCCUCUACUGCCUAAAGAGACGGCUCAGGCCGUGCAGCGUGCAGUGGUUUGGAAUCCAACUAAGUUCCAAACAUCUUCUCAGAAGUGGCACAUGCAGAAGGUGCAGAGGCAGCAGCAGCAUGGAGAGCAGUCAACAGUUCAGACACAGGCCCAGAAUCAGACUCGCAGCCCACAGCAGCUGCAGAACUCCUCUUCAAGUACCCGCUACCAGACCAGACAAGCAGUGAAAGGUAUCAACUCUAGAGCAAUUCUUAAUCCGAAUUUAACUUCUAAUUAAGUGUAAUGCGAACGAAAGAUGUAUGAUAUCACCUUAUUCCUAUGCAGUGCAACAAAAAGACCCCCCUCAGAGUACAUCCUCCUCAACAGGUGCCCCAGUCACAUCUGCGAGCUCCUCUUCUUACACAUCAGGAGACUUGCAGAUUCCCACAGUCUCAGCAGAUGUGGCUGCAGAUAUCGCCAAGUACACAAACAAAGUAAGAAUCCUAUUCUUUAUGAUGACACACCAGAUUUUAUCAGACUGAGUUAUUGUUAUUAAGAAAAGGUUAUUAUCUCUCCAAAUUAUCAUUUUCAUAGCUGUAUGUAUAUAUCACGGAGAACAGAAAAAUUAAAGGCAAACUUUUCUUCAUAUAAACUGUAGAUUUAUAUAUAUAUUUUUGUCAAAACUCCACAGAUCAUGGACACAAUAAAAGGGACAAUGACUGAAAUCUACAAUGACCUCUCUAAAAGUACAUCAGGGAACACAAUCGCAGAGGUAACUUAUAUAAAUUCAUACAAGUAUGUCAGACUAGUUCAAGGGUAAUUUUUAAUCUCGGUGUGUUUUUCAACAGAUAAGACGUCUGAGGAUAGAGAUUGAAAAGCUCCAGUGGCUGCAUCAGCAAGAGUUGUCAGAGAUGAAGCACAAUCUUGGUAAGUUGGCUUCCUCCCUGAUGAUAUCAACGAACUAGGUCUGUCUUUUUUUUUUGCAAGUUAAGGUGUUCAUUUCUUUUCAAUCUGAAUGCAGAACUGACAAUGGCUGAGAUGAGGCAGAGUCUGGAGCAGGAGAGAGAACGGUUGGUGGCUGAGGUGAAGAAGCAGAUGGAGUCAGAAAAGCAGCAAGCAGUGGACGAGACCAAAAAGAAACAGUGGUGCGCAAACUGCAGGAAAGAGGCCAUCUUCUACUGCUGCUGGAAUACAAGUUACUGUGAUUACCCCUGCCAGCAGGCCCACUGGCCAGAACACAUGAAGUCCUGCACACAGUCAGGUAGCAUAAACACACUGACGAAACAAUAUGUACAUUUAAAAGUGUCACUAACAUUUCUUUUUGAUUUUCUGUUCCCUUUGCUUUGUUUUAUUCUUAUUUGGCACUUUGUAGCAUAAAUUUAGGAGUGUGAUUUUCAGUUGGAUCAUUAGCCAUAUAAAAUAAACAGAAAGGCUCUUCUGUUUUUACUAUGGCAGCCCUCUAGCUGAGUUGUCUCAUUGAUGGUUUGCCCUUAGUAUAAAAUACAACACCCAGUCUGAUACAGAGCUUAGUAAUUUGUAUGGAUAUUUUGCAAUAUAUUUGUAUUUAAUAGACCAAAACAAACUUUUAGUUUGAGGGGAAGUUUAUAGAUAUGAAGAAAGAUUGAUUAAGACGGUUCCCUCUCUAUACUGUAUUCUCCAAAAACAAGAAGAAUACAGAAUCUCUUACUUUAUACCAAAUGUGUAAUAAGCAUGGAACCACCACCAUGUGUAAAAAUAUAUGCACCUCUGCAAAUUAAAAACAACAGUCUGACUUCGGACUCUGCAGAGACAUACCAAAGAUACAGUGUCCAUGAAUUCAUUUCUUAUCUUUUGUUUUGUCUUCCAGCCACAGCCUCUCAACAGGAGCCAGAAGCGGAAUCCAACUCAGACCCUUCAGUCAAACCAUCAGGACACUCUCCCUCCACACAGACCCUGCCCUCAGGAGCAGGAUCCAUAUCAGACAAAAGCAACUCUCCCUCGUAUAUGGACAAGAGCAAAGACAGUGCUGGUGUUACUGUGACCUAACUUCUACACUACAGUUACUCUCAGACAUUUCGCAAGGCCGCUGUUGUAUUUGUUGUGUCGAACUCGAAGCUUGAAGGCCUGCGCCUCUCUGACAAAUCACUUUCAUUCCCAUAUUUUGUUUCAUCUGUCAUCUGGAGUAUCUACAGGUGUGUGUUCAUGUGGACGUUAACCCAGUGAAAGAAGUCUGUCUUGAGUAAUAAAAUGUGAGUCUGUAUGUUUUCAUACUGUAGUUUUGUUCUGUAGCUUUCUUUCCCUCUGGUUCAAGGCUGAACAAGACUGUAUCCAGUCACACAACACAAUAUUUGCCACAAACACUUUCAAUGCUGCUUGAGUACAUAGCUGUUUACUUGUGAAUGCUUUCCAUUUCAUUAAAAAGAAAGAAACAUCUGACACAGCUCUAGGCAGUUGUUGCUUAUUCAUCAAAGUGCCAUCAAAGUAUAAGUUAUGCAAGUUUUGGUUUUUAAACCAUUUUGUGACAUGUUUCACCUGGCCCAUACAUUGUUUUUGUUACGCAGUUCUUCAUUUGUAUAGACCUGAAUAAAAAAAAUCUGUGAUUUAUCAAAGAACUAAAAAAUGUAAACUGUAAAAAGUUUUGUAAGAAAGUACCUGAACAAUAUUUAUAGUGCUAUAUAUAGUGUUUUUAUAGUAUGUUUAAUUAAAUCACAUUUCUAUGUGUCUAAACAAAGUUAUUUGAAAAUGAAUCACUUCACAUGAAUGUCAGCUCUGAGCAAACUCUGUUUAACUGUUAUCCAAAGCUGAUGACCAGACUUUAAGAACUUGGUAGGAGUAAAUAAAACUGCAUUUGGCUGGUUGUUCUUUACUGUGAGCAUGUUUGUUAUGAGCUUGCGUCUCGUUCGUGUUUACAUGCUGUACAUACAAUAAAUGGAGUCGUGAAGAAAAAAUAAAAAUACUCUGAUCAACUAAAUCACCGUGG
Xyrichtys novacula (pearly razorfish) is the source of this 22188-nucleotide messenger RNA. NCBI's taxonomy places the organism in Eukaryota, Metazoa, Chordata, Actinopteri, Labriformes, Labridae. The record is from the annotation of a GenBank genome assembly.